This is a messenger RNA of Rhopalosiphum maidis (corn leaf aphid), 2124 nucleotides long. Its product is annotated as kinesin-like protein KIF3A. Gene Ontology annotation, molecular function: microtubule motor activity; ATP binding; microtubule binding. The record is from RefSeq and is a predicted model, not a curated record. Gene Ontology annotation, biological process: microtubule-based movement. The transcript has 9 exons. NCBI's taxonomy places the organism in Eukaryota, Metazoa, Arthropoda, Insecta, Hemiptera, Aphididae. Bases 145 to 2025 code for a protein of 626 amino acids.
UAUGAUAAUAAUCCUAAUAUAAAAUAUUUAUGUAAUAGUAUUAUUAGGUUGGGUUAAGAUUAUUCAUUGUAAAUUAUAAUAAUGUAAUAUUAAAUUUAUAAUCAAUUAAAAUAAACAUAUUCACAUUUACUAAAGCCCAACACUAUGGUGUACAGUGCAGGAGAAAUAGAAAAUGUUCGUGUCGCGGUACGUUUGCGACCUUUAAGCAAAAAAGAGAAAUCUACAGGUUGUGUACCUGUGGUUGUGGCUGAUUCUGAAAAUGCAGCUGUUUUUGUGAAAAAUCCAAACCCAUCGCAUGUUGGUCCUCCAAAGACUUUCAUGUUUGAUUUGGUAUUUGAUUCGGAUUCUAAACAAUUGGAUGUGUAUAAUGAAGUGGCACGACCAAUUGUUGACAAAGUUUUCGAUGGCUUUAAUGGAACAAUAUUUGCUUAUGGACAGACCGGCACAGGCAAAACAUUUACAAUGGAAGGAUCUCUUUUAUCCCCAGAGCUUAACGGAAUAAUUCCUAAUUCGUUUGCUCAUAUAUUUGGCCACAUUGCUAAAGCAAAGGAAGAUAUAAAGUUUUUGGUUAGUGUUUCAUACUUUGAAAUUUACAAUGAAGGUGUUUACGAUUUGUUGAGUAAACACGUGUCUACUGAAUUGGAAGUAAAAGAGAGACCAGAUGUUGGUGUGUAUGUAAAAGAUUUAUCGACAUAUGUGGUAAAUAAUGCAGAUGAUAUGCACCAAUUGUUGAUGACUGGAAACAAAAAUCGUGCCACUGCCGCGACAGCUAUGAAUUCUGAAAGUUCUCGGUCACAUGCAAUAUUUUCAAUUACCAUAGAAACUAGUCAACCUGAUGUUACUGGCGAGUACCAUGUCAAAGUUGGCCGACUUCGAUUAGUUGACUUGGCAGGUUCGGAACGACAAUCAAAAACAGGUGCUCUUGGUAUAAGAUUUAAAGAGGCAACUAAAAUUAAUUUAUCUUUAUCAACUCUUGGAAAUGUAAUUUCUGCAUUGGUUGAUGGAAAGUCUACUCAUAUUCCAUAUCGGAAUUCAAAACUCACACGAAUAUUACAAGAUUCUUUGGGAGGAAAUUCAAAAACUGUUAUGUGUGCCACUGUAGGGCCAGCUGGUUUUAACUAUGAUGAAACUAUUAGCACUUUACGAUAUGCUAACCGGGCCAAGAAUAUACAAAAUACGUCCAAGGCUAAUGAAGACCCUAAGGAAGCAUUGCUUAGACAAUUUCAAAUGGAAAUCGAAGCUUUGAAAAAACAAAUAGACGAUAGUAGUAAGGGUCUUAGUGAAGCAGAUGAUGAUGGUGAGGAGGAAGGAGAAGAAGAAGGGCUGGUUGUUGGAGCUUCUGAAGAAGUUGCUAAUGCAGUGCAGAGCAAACGUGAAGAAUUGGAUGCAGCACGCCAAGAAAUGAUUAGGUUAAAGGAGAAAUUGGAGAACAUGGAGAAAAAAAUAAUUGUAGGUGGCGAGAAUCUAUUAGAAAAAUCUGUGGCACAAGAGAAGUUGUUAGAAGAUUCAGCAAAAGAACUAUUAGACAGAAAAUCUAGACAGAUGAAUUUAAAUAUGCGUUUACAAGAAGUGCAAGCUGAAAAAUUGGACACCGAAGAUAAAUACAGUGGUUUGCAAGAGAGAUCAGGAGCAUUAAGUAAGAAAUUAAAAAAAUUAUCUGCAGCCAUUUUAGCUGUUAAAGAAGAUCUUAAAGAUACUGAAGAUGAGGGCAAAAGAGAAAUAGUGGAAUUAAAACAGAUUCUAAAACAGACUUCUAAAGAAUUAAAGAUGCAAGAAGUCAUUAUUGAGCAUUUUGUCCCUGAUGAUUACUUAGAACUUAUCAAAAAGAACUCAUUCUGGAACGAAGAGAUUGGAGAAUGGGAACUAAGAUGUGUAGCAUAUACUGGGAACAACAUGGCAAAAGAGUUGCCAAAUGAUGAAGAAAUUACAUUUGAGACUCGCAGACCAGAUUUUUCACACGUUUAUUUAACUUACAAAGACAGAGCACAGACAAGAUCAAAGUCAAGAACUGGAAAACGGACUUGAUUGUUUUUCUUGUUUAUGUAUUCAUUUUCAGUAUUAACAAGAACCUAGUCAUAGUUUUUUUUUUUUUAUAAGAAUAUAUCACCAUUUACAACAUGCUUA